UUACUCUUAGCUCAAGAUUGGAAAAAUGUUGGGAGCUGUGGAGCUGGUUUGAGUAAGGAAUGCGGUUAACAUAGUUUUUUGAAUAUCUUUUUAAGGUUAUUUAGCAAAUGAGGCUCAGUAUGAUCUAAAGAAUUAUGCAACUCGGCCUCAGCAGACCUCCUGAGACCAGCAUAAUUCGUAAGAUGAUACGAAAGCCGAAUUCGAUAACUGCCUUACUAUUCAUUCAAAAUAAUUCAAACUUAAGAAACAUAAUAUAUGGAUUUAGCCAAGGCCACAAGCGAUGCUCUCGUGGGAUCUGUUUAGAAAAUUCUUCUGACCAAUCACCGAUAAGUUAAAAAAGAAUUUGUUAAAACCAAAUUUUCUUAGGAAUUUUAUUACCCAUGGUGCUUCGCUGCACGGACUUUGUAACCGCGAGAGCUCCGCUACUAGAACAUGCUUACCUCGAUCCGUGUUAAGUUUCCGUCCUUAUUUGCAUGUUCCAUGGCAAAUUCAGGAUUUAAAGGGAUGUACAGUCUAGCCGAUAUUUUUGUAUAUAACAGUUGUCCUCCGCUGAGUUGUCAGUUUUUGCUGCUCUUGUUAUUUUUAGGCACUAGUUCGGCUGUUUCUUCUCCGCAACACAAGUUAAAUUUUCCGUCAUUUUCUCUGCCACUCAACCAACGAGCUGAAAGCUCAAAUAAAUCACCUAUAGAAGCCUGAAGAUCGACACUGAAAUGGAAAGAAACUUCUUUAAACUUUUUAAAUACGUAGGACGUAGAUAACACCUCCUUGACUCCAUUUAAGUGUCAAGGUACACUAAACAGUCCUAAAAUUGCGCAAUUCUAAUAAAAUAUAAUUCAAGGAUAGAAUUUAAUCUGUUCACUCAUUGAAGGUGAAGAUGUUAAGUGAUUGAUUUUGGAUGUCCAUUUUAAUCAAAAUCAGUUUAGUUACAUACAGCAUGAUAAACACUCCAUCGCCUGUCUAUCAAACAAAAUAUUGGCUAAUCGAGUAACCAGGACAUAACGAUCAAUGUUUUCUUACACCAUCCAGAGUGUGGUCCGCAAUGUCAAAGGCUAUGCCUCAGUCAACACAAUUACUACCGUUCUCUACACAAUUCGCCUCCACUCAAGUGUGAUCCAGAUUUAGCAUUAUCUGCGCAGGCAUGGGCUGACGCUAACGCCCAUAAUCACACUGUUCAGAGUUCCACGCCAUCAAGUGACAACAUUGAGAGCAUUUCAUGGAAGAAAUGGGGAUGGAAAGGAAUGGAAUCAAAACUGGGUGCGAUUCCCGGCGCUGUGAGGAGUUGGUACAGUGAAAUUAAACGAGGCUACAACUAUGAUAUAGGUAAGUAUCGCUGGAAAUUGUUUGACUGA
Messenger RNA from Porites lobata, 1349 nucleotides. The record is from the annotation of a GenBank genome assembly. NCBI's taxonomy places the organism in Eukaryota, Metazoa, Cnidaria, Anthozoa, Scleractinia, Poritidae.